This is a messenger RNA of Amoebophrya sp. A25, 4168 nucleotides long. The record is from the annotation of a GenBank genome assembly. Lineage: Eukaryota; Dinophyceae; Syndiniales; Amoebophryaceae.
CACAAAUUUGCGCGAAAGGCAGAAACGGGACGAGCGAUACCGACUCGUACUGCUAGCACAAGUACUGUGCCGCAGAGGGUCAGUACGCAAUGGACGCAAACCCCUACGCUAAAUACCGACUUGGCCCGGGGUGCACGAAAAAAGAUGCAAAGUCGUCCGCUGUCAUCGCCCUCCUCGACCUCGUUUUCACCAGAGUCGCGUGGCAAUAGGAGCAAUUUUAUCAGGAACGUAAACCAGUAUCAGCAACGUGUGAAUCCGAGAAGCAAAAACAACGUGAAGGGCCGCAAAACGGGAAAUGGGGGUAUACCUGCUGCUGAGCUGUUCGAGUGUUCCCGUGGGGGACUGACGCGGCGCGCACAAAAGGAACAGAGAGCACGCAAACGGAGCAACGGGACUUCCGAAUGUAAUGCAAAGAUGCGUGCAGCUGGUUUGAACAAUGGAGCAUCCCCGAGAUAUGGAGAAAAUGUCUCUCCGGAUACCUAUCGACUCAGACGUGCAGAAAUUGACGCAGCAACGCCCGUCUUUUGCGAUGCAGCCGACAUCGCUGGUGGUUGGGGCAUGUCUUCCAGUUACGCGAAGAUGUCUAAUUCUUUCGGACAAGGAAGCGCGAAUGUCGAAAACGACAGCAGUUGCUUUGCUGCUCAUUCGCAUGCGCCUCCAAGAAGAGUUGACGACAACGACCAACACGAUGCGGCUUCGUAUAGGAAACGAGGGGGAACUGCGACGUCGACGUCGCCUCAAACUCGCCCAGAUGGAGUCGCAGAUGGACAGUAUAACACUGCGGACCUACAUCAAAGUCUCCAUAACGCGAACGGGUUUGCAAGUGGUUACAAAGGUGAUCAACGCACGAUACCUGUGCUACAUGUGAUGCAGGAAAACUGCGAGAAUAGUCCUUCUUUAUCUGGGCAACGGCCACCGAAUGCCUACCAUACACAGCAUUCUGCAGAAACACUUCGGACUCCUGCAAGUCCUCAAACUACUAGAAGCAGGAUCAGCGCUCCGCCACCUGAGGAAGCAAACAACAGGGAUAAAAUGUAUAGUCCUUCUGCGAACCACAACACAACGAAGCCACCGCCGGCAUUGCACCUGCCUUUGCCGAUGCCAGGCGCGUGGGCAGAUUCUCCUGUGUAUAAUCGACCUUGGAGUGCUAGCCCAUCGCCUCUUAGACGACAUCGCGCUCGAACUGUCGAGGAAUGCAGGCGGUGGCCAGGAGCUGCUCCGAACUCCGCUGUGAAGAGGCUAACCGUACGGGGUGAUUCGCCGCACAGUGUUGAACAACUAGCCGCUAGAGGUCGCGAAGCUCCGACUCCAGACGAGAGGAACGCGGAUGAUUGCAGACCACGGACCACUUUUGCACCUACACGAGGAGGGGGUUAUGAGUAUGGUACUUCCUCGUUACCUCCAGAUCGGUCACAUUAUUCGCUGCAUCAGAAUCCGCCAAGUUUAUUGUGCAUGCGCCCAUUGUCGCCGCCGUGGUCCGUCAGACCAAAUGAUUCGUGUGGCGCAGUGCAGUUUUGCCUACCUACAUCAGCGCGAAGUGUCGAUAAUAGUAACCUCGUCCACACUCCGCAGUAUGAUCAUACCGCUAGGCGAAUCGUAAAGCAAAAAGAAGAUCACAACUCCAACAUGCUCAUGCCGACGGAACUUCCUGUGCUGGAUUGGCACGGCGGGCAGCCACUCGCUUAUCCCGUGCCAGACUUUCAGGGACAACAACGGCAGGUGAGAGAGUUGGAUGAGGACAGCUGGCGUGGUCGUCAGGGCGGCGAAAACUCUUACACGCAAAGCGUCAACCUCAUCAAUAACCUCUUGACGCAAACCGCGGAGAACCAGAAUUCCUUUGCAAAGAGCAUUUACAACUAUGAUAACACUAAGAGAAGAACUACAUCUGUCUUGUCCGGCAGCUUCAGCAAGACGCAGAAUAGAAAUACAUCGUCUCCAAUUGCAGGCAUCAACACGUCAACAUCCGUCUCUCCUCCACUUCCUCCAGCUGGCCGCGGCAUUACGAUGCCGCCAUGGCAUCGCGCGCCGCCACCGAUGCCAGCACUCCUACCAGGAUCUCCUCUUUUACGGUCACCUCCAUCGUCAGAGGUCUCUUUCGCAUUCCCAAGGCAGUCGGGAGGUCAACCCAACAGCAACUUUCAACCUCACAAACUACCUAACAAGAGUUUAGUAGAUCCGCCACCGCUUUCUCGUCCGCUGCUGCUUACAACUGUGGUGAGCCCGGGAAUAAAUGCAGACACUCCGACAUCAAAGAAUAAGAACAUUUUGUGCCAGCGUUUUGGUAGGAAAAUAGUGACGCCGCUAAACUUUAACACUGAUAUGAGUAUGAUGCUGACGGGCACAGAUCGCAAUGACGUAAACCUGGAUGAAAAAAUGCCAAGUAGCAUGAAUAUUCCUACUCCUAGUAUGACAAGACCAGUCGAUCUCGGUUCUCCUUUUGGUGGAACUCGCCCUUUCGAAACUAGAUUUGAUUCUCGUGGACAAAAGGGGUCUCCGGUAGCUUCGCGUUUUACCUCCGCAGCGAAGAACUCUUACUCGAACUGGUCUUCUCCACAGCCACCACUAAUGGAUUCUCGGACCUCUACAAAUGCAGAGCCAGAGGUUGUUUUGCAGCCGCCUGCGUUGCGGGUGGCGCCUCGGCAAACGGUGGGUGAAGAGUUCUCUGCUGCAUCUGCCAGGACGUCUCCCCUAUCAUGCAGCUUCCCGAAUUCGUGGGCGCAUGCUCCGUCGACAAACAACAUGAAAGCACUACCUCGAAAUUUUCCUGCUCUCAAAUCCACCCACAGCUUCGAAGCGACAUCACUAGACUUUCACUUCCCAUCAGCUAGACCCCUCGUGCUUCCAGGACCACGCGGACGUGAUUUGCAAGAAAUUAGCAAUUUCGGAUCACGAGGAGAGGGAGGAGGUAUGAUUACACCAACUCGACCACAUUCUGCUCUUGGGGGACGUGCUAAUUCUUUUGGGACGAUCAACAACAACAAAGCGAAUUCGUCGUGUAUUUCUUUCUCCACAAUGCCGCCAUUUCCGGCGUCUUGUAAUGCUACUUUCCGCACCGCUGCACCACCGCUUCCGUCGGUUUCACCAGCCCAGCCACGAGAAUUGCAGAAGCUCGAUGGCUCGCUUGGCGACUCGAAAGCCACUAGCUUGUUAGGUGACUACACGCGACUCAUAGUUGCUCCGAACAAUCAUGGCGGUGUGUCUCUGCCUACAAACUCCUUGAGAAGGGUCAAAGAUCUCGAUGCGACGCCACAGUGGCAUGAGCGUGGUUUGGCGCUUCUUGGACGUGGCUGGCAUAACGAAUGACAUGAGAGUAUCAUCGGGUGAUCAUGAAUUCAACACGGACUUGGUUCGAACAGUACUCCUUCCAGUUCUAUUUGAGGUUUUAUUUUUCGGAAAUGCACCACACUCAGGCUGCACAUGGAGGUUCCUUUCACACAUUGGCAAGUAGGAGAACAUCAAGAUCAACAUGAAGAAGAAGAAGAACAUUACAGAUUGAAUUACGAACAAGAUGCACAAGUAGAACAACACCGAGCAAGAAGGGAUAGUAGGAGCAACAAAAAACCUAGUAGCACUAGAUCUACAUCUGGACGACAUUUCCACAACAUCAAUGAACGGAUAGAGAAUUGCUGACGAAGGUACAGUUAACGUUGGUUAUAAUGCCUGUAGAAGCAAUAGCAACGGCGACCAUAGCACGACAAAACACACAAAGCACAAAGAAAUCCGGCGAGAUCGUACGCGUUGCCCGGAGCGCAUCAAUACAACAACAACAACAACAACAAGCGGCAGCAGUGGGUCGCUUUCAUAACGAGAAGAAAUGAACUUUGAACAGUAAUAAUAGUUCGGCUCAAGAACUAGGUAGUUAGUUUGGCCUUUUCGAUCACAGAAUCUUUACAAGUCUGGAACUCAAAUAGAACAUUGAGGAUGUUGAUAUUGACGGAUGCUUGAUACACACACCUCUGUGAUGUUGAUGUACUGCUUUAUUUGAGCAUUUUCAGAAACUUCGAAUAUAGCUUGAAGUAGAGAUCUUGAGAAUAGAGCCACGUCGUUGCAUGAAUAGAAGUCAAACUCGCCGACGGGAAAUAUCAAAGACACAGGUUUCAUGAACAAUACAGCAGAUACAUGAACAAUUUGAGACGGUCUUACAAAGAUGACUUGCAUUGACACGUAC